AUGUCAAACAAUACUGUCGGCUCGUCGGGACAUGCUCCCGGCAAAAUACGUGGACCUGGAAGACCACCAAAACGUACGUGUACAUGGUGUGGUGAAAGUAAAACGCCUUUGAAAUAUGUGUUGCCUACUGAAAACGGUAAAAAAGAGUUUUGUUCGGAGACAUGCUUGUCAGAAUUUAGACAGGCGUACAGUAAAGGCGCCUGUCUACACUGCGACAAUGUUAUACGCGGCAAUGCGCCUUCCAACAAGAAUUUCUGUUCUACAUAUUGUCUUAAUAAAUACCAAAAGAAAAAUGAGAAAAGGACGACUUCUCCGCAGUCAGGUAAUGGCGCAAAUGGGACUGAAAGUAACUCUAACAAUAACUCGACGGCUUCCUACUAUGAUCUCUAUCAGACAUUCGAUUGGACCGAAUACAUGAAGGAAACAAAUAGUGUUUCUGCACCGGAAGAAUGUUUUAAACAAGCAGUUCAUCCUCCAGUGAAUGAUUUCAAAGUUAAUAUGAAAUUGGAGGCUUUAGAUCCACGAAAUUUAACAUCAACGUGUAUUGCCACUGUGGUCGGAGUGUUAGGGCCGCGAUUGCGCCUAAGGCUGGAUGGCAGUGAUAAUAAAAAUGAUUUUUGGAGGCUUGUUGAUGCUGGUGACAUUCAUCCAAUUGGUCAUUGUGAAAAAAAUGAUGGAAUGUUGCAGCCACCACUUGGAUUUCGAAUGAAUGCCAGUAGCUGGCCUAUGUUCUUACUCAAAACAUUAAAUGGGGCAGAAAUGGCUCCAUCAAAGGUGUUUCAACCUGAACCGCCUACACCGAAGACAAAUUUGUUUGUGGUUGGUCAAAAAUUGGAGGCUGUUGAUAAAAAGAAUCCACAAUUGAUAUGCUGUGCUACUGUAGGAGCUGUAAAGAAUGAUCAGAUUCAUGUGACAUUUGAUGGGUGGCGUGGUGCAUUUGACUACUGGUGUAGGUAUGACUCUAGGGACAUAUUCCCAGUGGGUUGGUGUGCUCGAGCUGGACAUCCACUGCAGCCUCCAGGACAAAAGAGCGCUACCACUCCAUCUAGGUUUAAGUUACGCCCUACUGGAAUACCAAAUCCAGCCCUACCAGAGGGAGGAUCCACUGGAAGUAACAACAUAGGAGCUAAUUCUAGAACUUCCAGUCCUAUCCCAAAUGUUUGUCUUCGUAUUCGUAGCAGCUGCCAAGGUGGAAGUCCAAACUUACCUUUAUCGAUUACUGGAAUCGGAGUAUCAGGAGCUGCGGAAUCACUUGUAAAGGAGCUGUUGAGUGUCCAUCCUGACCCACAAAAGUUAACCCGUGCAAUUCUAACAGCCUCUAGUGGCUAUUCAAAUAUUACAAAUGUACAGGUGUCUUCAGGAAGCAAAAAUUAUUCAGUAAAAGUACCAUCAGAUUUAACUACAGAUGAGUUGAAGAACUGGUUAAAAGUGGUGUGUUUAGGUGUGGGAUGCUGUGUGGGCCUCAUUGAGGUGGAUACAGGGGAGGCUGCUUUGCGACCCUGUCUUCUUUGUGGAGAGUCUACUUCACAUGCGGUCACCAAUGGGAAAAGGGCAAAGAGUGAAGGCAGUAGCGUGGAAAGCGAAGGCCCAGCCAAGCUGGCUCGCGUGUCGCCCGAGAGGCCCGAGCCCGCAAGCUCCACGACGGGGGCGCCGCCCCCUCCACCUGCUGCCUUAGCGCCACCUGAAUGGUCUGUAGAAGACGUGAUCGGCUUUAUCGCCGCUGCCGACCAGGCGCUCGCCGCACAUGCUGACCUUUUCCGCAAACAUGAGAUCGACGGAAAAGCCCUCCUCCUCCUAAACUCGGACAUGAUGAUGAAAUAUAUGGGCCUAAAGCUGGGUCCUGCUCUCAAGAUAUGCAACCUUGUUUCGAAGAUUAGGAACCGACGACAUUACAGCGCCUAA
Molecule: messenger RNA, 1902 nt
Organism: Leptosia nina
Lineage: Eukaryota; Metazoa; Arthropoda; Insecta; Lepidoptera; Pieridae
Source: the annotation of a GenBank genome assembly